AUGAUGCCCGACAAACGCAAAGCAUCCAUGUCUGAGCCCUCGAACAAGCGACUUCGCAUCUCGAAUGAAGAUGCAAGUGACACUGCCUCCUCCACAUCAACCCAGACCCAUGAGCGACCUCGUAACAACCCUGUCUUUGGGCAGAAGAGCGCAUUCCCCGGGCUGGACGACGGCGGUGAUGAGCUGUUCUACGGGUCUGCAGACGAUGGAAUGGAGUAUCUGCGCAUGGUCCGAUCUGAAGCCAAUUCAUUGCCCUCACUUUUUACCGCACCGGUCGCUGUAAGAAUAAUUGAAAACCCAGAAUCCACUACACAGCCAGAAGCAGAUGCGUCACGCCUACACCGGUUCCCGGCUGGGUUCUAUGAGGACGAGGCCUACAUCGCACCUGUGGAGGCUGAUAAGCAGCCGGUCAGCGCCCCAGAUGAACGAUUUCCCGAGGCGCAAAUAUCAUACUACAACCUCCUCCGACACCGAUUUCUUCUCCUCCGAUCAACCCUGCGCUGUACCCCUCCAGCGACCGCCAUCGCCGCUCUUGACGACGCCCAUCCCAUCAGUCUCCCAGCCCGAAAUCCAGCGGCGCGUAGGGAAUGGCGGCGGUUGCUGAUGGAUGUUGACCCACAGAUGGUACAGUUAGCUUGUUUGGACUCGGAAAGUGUGCUAAGAGUGCUGAGCAUCCUGGCCAGAGGGUUGAGUGAGAAUAUACGAGGCGGAGACCCCGAUCUGGUUCGACGGGUUGGCGCAUGGGCCUGGGGCUUAUUGGGAAGGUGUCGCGAGGUCGGAGAGCUGGCAACGGAUCAAGUAGGAGAGCUACGCGGUCUAGGCAAACGCGCCGCGAAGAUUCUGCUUAGGAUGCAGGAGACGGAGUUCAAGCGAGCUGCUGAGGAUAGCGAGGCGUCUGAUUCAGAUGAUGGAGAUGGCGAGGAGGCUCAGCGAGAGAAGGAGGCUCAAGGCGAAGGUCAGGGAGAGGAGGGCCUGGAGGCCCAGGAUGCGGACAUGCCCGAUGCCGAUUUGUCCGCGGCGCUGGAGGCAGCCAAGUUACGAUUACAAGCCAAGUUGCAGAGUGACGCCGCCCCAGAAGUUACUGAUGAGAGAGAUCAAGCGGAACCCGGGGACUCGGUUCAACAAGCGCGGGUCCUGCUCGACAUGAUCAUCACAAUCGUGGGCGAGUUCUUUGGCCAGCGGGAUCUGCUAGAUGCACGCGAGGUCUGGAUCCGAGACGAAGCUGUGGAUGAGAUGUGA
Molecule: messenger RNA, 1239 nt
Organism: Penicillium subrubescens
Lineage: Eukaryota; Fungi; Ascomycota; Eurotiomycetes; Eurotiales; Aspergillaceae
Product: SIP1 domain-containing protein
Exons: 2
Coding region: 1-1239 (412 amino acids)
Biological process (GO): spliceosomal snRNP assembly
Cellular component (GO): SMN complex; nucleus
Source: RefSeq, a predicted model, not a curated record